AUGAAAUUUACUAAUAAACUUAUUUUAGAUUUAACAAAUCAUGUUAAUUUUCUUGAAAAAAUAAGAAACCUGAAAGAUCUAGACUUUUUCCUUUCAGAACCGUGUCGACUAAAUACACUUUAUUGGAUUGUUAAUUCUUAUAAAAUUAUGGGUAUUGAUCCAGGAAUGAAAGAUAUAGUCGAUUUUGUUAAAAGUUGCAAGAAUGAAGAUGGUGGAUACGGUGGAUCUACUAACCAUCCAUCUACAAUAUUAACAACUUUUAAUGCCUUACAAAUUUUAUACAUUUAUAAAGAAAAUUUUUAUGACAAUAAAACUAUUAAUUUUAUAUUAAGUAACAUGAAUGAAGAUGGAUCUUUUAGAAAUGAUAGAUAUGGUAUGACAGAUAACAGAAUUAAUUGUAGUGCAGUGUUGUCUCUGCAUUUGUUGUACCUCAACAAAACUUUAAAUUUUGAAAGAUCAUCUCUUGCUGAACAGAUACCAUACAAAUAUUGUGAUUCAAUAGAAUUUGACUAUAAAAAGUGUAUAGAAUACAUAAUUUCAUGUUACAAUCCAGAUGGUGGUUUUGGUCUUGCCAAAGGCGACGAGUCGCAUUGUGCAUUUACAUUUUGUUGUAUUUCAAGUUUACGAUCACUAGGCAGUCUUCAAUAUACAAAUAUUAGGGAUAUUAGUCGAUUUAUUGCGCUCAGGCAAGAAAAAUCGGGAGGUUUAAGCGGAAGAAUUAAUAAAAAAGAGGAUGUAUGUUAUUCUUUUUGGGCGUAUGCAACCAUGAAAAUGAUUCAUAAAAAUCAUUUACUAAAUGAACAGAUGCUUAUUGAUUUUAUAUUAUCCUGUCAAGGAAAAAAUGGUGGAUUUUCUGAUCGCCCUAAAAAUGAGGCAGACCCUUAUCAUUUAAUGUUUUCACUUGCUGCAUUGUCAUUGCUUGGAUAUGAAGGUGUUGGUGAAGUUGAUCCUGGUUUUGCGAUCUAA
Vairimorpha ceranae is the source of this 966-nucleotide messenger RNA. Its product is annotated as geranylgeranyl transferase type-2 subunit beta. The record is from RefSeq and is a predicted model, not a curated record. Gene Ontology annotation, cellular component: Rab-protein geranylgeranyltransferase complex. Gene Ontology annotation, biological process: protein geranylgeranylation. Lineage: Eukaryota; Fungi; Microsporidia; Nosematidae. The transcript has a single exon. Gene Ontology annotation, molecular function: Rab geranylgeranyltransferase activity. The coding region runs from base 1 to 966 and encodes 321 amino acids.